GAUACUAUGAUGAUGGGUGCUGACUGCUAUCAAACUGAUUCUGAAAUUGCAUCUCUGCUGGAAAACGGGAAGGUUCCAAUUGGUGUUGGAGAGAAUACCAAAAUCAGGAAGUGCAUCAUUGACAAGAAUGCUAAGAUAGGAAGAAAUGUGAUAAUUGCCAAUGCUGAUGGUGUUGAAGAAGCUGACAGGCCUGAAGAGGGAUUCUACAUUAGGUCUGGCAUUGUAGUUGUAGUGAAGAAUGCAACUAUCAAAGAUGGAACAGUGAUCUGA
Molecule: messenger RNA, 270 nt
Organism: Vigna radiata var. radiata (mung bean)
Lineage: Eukaryota; Viridiplantae; Streptophyta; Magnoliopsida; Fabales; Fabaceae
Product: glucose-1-phosphate adenylyltransferase large subunit 1-like
Exons: 3
Coding region: 7-270 (87 amino acids)
Biological process (GO): glycogen biosynthetic process
Molecular function (GO): glucose-1-phosphate adenylyltransferase activity
Source: RefSeq, a predicted model, not a curated record